AAACUUGCCAAAGGUAACACAAUCGAGUUGGUAGGGAGUGUGAUCUUUCUGGUUUGAGAUGUGUACCCCUGAUGUUUCCGAAGGCACCACGAAUGCAAUAUUGAGUGGUAGGCCUUGAAAAUGUUGCUGAUACAGAUACUCUCCAGAUUUAGUAGACCCCGCUAGCCGCUGUCACAAGGUGACUCAUGUGAUUGAGUUUGCUCGGGAAACUCAAGAUUUUCAACCAAGUUGCCAACUAUUGCCUUGCCAUAAAUAACACUAGCACAAUCUCAUAAGCCGCCGCCACCACCACCCGUUAUUCCCCUUCUCUUUCACCUCACCCUCUCUCUUCUCUUCCAUGUCUGCCUUACAGCACCACAACCUCCUCCUUCCAAGGCAUUCCUCUCCCCGCCAUUUCCAUCCGCCUCAUAGCUCCCACCGCCAGCCACUCAUCACAAUCCGAUCUGCCGCGGCCACCACCACACCGUUCAAGAACAACCAGAACCAGAACCAGAACCAGAAGGAGUUAGUAGCAGUCCUCCAGCCACAACACCGCACCCCACACAUAUACCUCACCACGACCGACCCCGGCCUGACCUCUACAUGGACCCACCGCGCGUGGCUCGCAACCGGCUGCGCCGCCGUCCUCUUCUCCCUCCUCAAAGCCGCCAUCCUCUCAGCCCGUACCCGCACCAGCUGGCUCCAGCCCUUGCUCGCCUGUUACACGGGCUACGUCCUCGCCGACCUCGGCUCGGGACUCUACCACUGGGCCAUCGACAACUACGGCGACAAAACGACCCCCGUUUUGGGGGCCCAGCUCGAGGCCGCCCAGGGCCACCACAGGUGGCCCUGGACAAUCACCCGGCGCCAGUGCGCCAACAAUGUGCACGCCCUGGCUCGCGCCGUGGCCUUGUCGGUGCUACCGUUGUCGGUGAUGUGUAAUAACCCCGCCGUUCUGGGGUUUCUCGGGACGUUCGCCGGGUGCGUCAUGUUCUGCCAGCAGUGCCACGCUUGGGCUCAUGGUACGAGGAGCAGGCUGCCGCCAGUGGUGGCGGCGCUGCAGGAUGCCGGAGUUUUGCUGUCGAGGGUGCGGCACCAAGGGCACCACCGGCCGCCUUAUAAUAGUAAUUAUUGUAUAGUGAGUGGGAUGUGGAAUGGAGUUCUGGAUGAGAACAAGGUGUUUGAGGUGUUGGAGAAGGUGGUUUAUGUUAAGCUUGGAGUCAAACCUAAGUCAUGGAGUGGGCUGGAUUACUCUGACACGAUAGAAGAAGAAGAAGAUCGAGGAAGCUCAGAUCGAUGAUCACACAAUGAAGUCAUCAGAAUUGC
Molecule: messenger RNA, 1305 nt
Organism: Linum trigynum
Lineage: Eukaryota; Viridiplantae; Streptophyta; Magnoliopsida; Malpighiales; Linaceae
Source: the annotation of a GenBank genome assembly